AUGGCUAGGCGGCAUUUAGAAUCAGCUUUAGCAGCUGGUGCUUUUAUGGAAUAUGGUAUAGCACCGUGUUUUCGAUUCACGCGUAUACGAUUUGUUCGGCAUUGUUUCCCACCGAAUUAUGAUUGUCCAAACAAGUUUGCUGAGUUAACUAUUGAUGGUAACGAUGUUGAUGAUAGUGAUAAAUUGAUCAAUGAAAGAGUGAACACUUAUGAUAAUACAUAUAUAGUCACCAAAUGUAAUUGUUUUGGUUUAGAGAAUUUAAAAAAGCCAUUGAAUGAUGAUGACAAUGAUGAUUUAGACAGAGAUACAUAUAUCAGGGAUAAACAACUAAUUGUAAGCAGUGGUGACUGUGAAGAUGUGAACAAACACGAUACAACUGCUUGUCGUUUACAUAUGCGAGAUUAUCUGAAAAGGCAACCAUGGCGUCGUCUACAGGAUGAUUAUGCAAUACACGCAAUACAAUUUAGUAUAGAUGGAAAGUAUAUUUUAGCUGGUUCUGCAAAUACAAGUAUUCGAGUGAUUCAAACAUCCGACGGUAUACAGCGUAUAUUGCCUAGACCGUCUAAAUGGACAUUGGGUAUGCCUGUUACAGCUAUACGAUUUAUGCCAACUAAAUAUGAAUGGGCUGUUGCGUGUAAUUCACACGGAGAAGUAUUUAGCUUUCAACCAGAUUCAGAAGGAUUUGAAACAUUAUUUACAGAACCUCAACAGACAUAUACACUGGAUAUGUCUCCUGAUGGUUUAGAGUUAGCAACUGGUGGUACAGAUCGAAGAAUUCGCAUAUAUGCCUUGCAGCCAGGUGGUGUCAUCGGUUUGCCGUAUGAAAUAACUGAUGAAACAUCGUAUAAUAUGAGUAAAGGUUAUCACAUGCCUGGUAGUAUAAAGAGAAGUUUAAUUGAAACAGCGAGAAAUAAAAAUUAUGAAAUUUUAAAUAAUGCUGUUGAACGAAGUAGAUCCAACUAUCCUGGUGGUAGACCAGAUCAAAUUGUUGAUAUUACUGUUAAACCGUACAGUGUUAUACAGUGUUACAGUACAUCUGAGACAAGUCAACUGAGUAUACAUGAACCAGCAGCUUUUUAUAGUUAUUAUCAACAACAAAAUCCUCUUGCCAUUCCUUCAUUAAGAGAAUAUGUUGCUACAUCACCUGGAAUCAAUAUUACUGAAGGACAUUCAAUGCGUAUUAUGGCUUUGAAAUAUCAUCCAAAUAAGUCAGCUAUGCUUAUUAGCGCUGGUUGGGAUAAUCUAGUCAAGAUAUGGGAUACAAGACAGCAAACUGGCCCAGUAUUUCAGAUUUACGGACCGCAUAUUGCCAGUCCUGAUGGAUUAGACAUACAUGAUAAUUACUUGUUAACAGCUUCUUGGAGAGGAAAACAAAGUCUUGAGAUAUGGGAUUUUCGUGUGUUGACAUCAUCCACUGGGAAAGCAAAAACCUUUCAUUUACACUCAAACAAUCCUUCCAGUUUGAUGGAUAUUGGCGACUACUCUAAGUCAAAUCCUCCUCUGUCUUGUCGAAAUCCUCAAGAAGGACCAGCUGAAGUACUACCAAUGUCUGGGUCAGUUUGGGGUGAGCAUGGAAUGGGAGACUCUGGUGAAUAUUUGUAUGCUGCAAGAUUUCUUCCAUGUCGCGCUGUUGUAGCUGGCGGUUCAGGUUUCCGACAAAUAAGAGUCAUUGGGAGAGAUACUCACUUACCGAUCGUAAGAAUUCCAACAGAUUCUGUAGUACAAACAAUCGAUACAGCACUUGAUGGUCGAUAUGUCAGUGCUGGAUGUUCAAGUGGGACUGUUACUCUUAUCGCAUUAGCGUGA
Molecule: messenger RNA, 1806 nt
Organism: Trichobilharzia regenti
Lineage: Eukaryota; Metazoa; Platyhelminthes; Trematoda; Strigeidida; Schistosomatidae
Source: the annotation of a GenBank genome assembly